This is a messenger RNA of Phycomyces blakesleeanus NRRL 1555(-), 828 nucleotides long. RefSeq lists its product as hypothetical. The transcript has 4 exons. The coding region runs from base 1 to 828 and encodes 275 amino acids. The record is from RefSeq and is a predicted model, not a curated record. NCBI's taxonomy places the organism in Eukaryota, Fungi, Mucoromycota, Mucoromycetes, Mucorales, Phycomycetaceae.
AUGACAAAGUGUAUUCCUACUGCUCCUCGCCGACCCAACCUAUGCAUGAAUGCUGUUCUUAAUAGCACAAUUGCAGGUGUUGUUACUCCAAUUGACACACCAACGCCAGAAGUAGCAGUUGACACAGCCCCUGAAGUUCAAGUCGCUGUGACCCCAAUAGAUCACGUCCUUACCUUGUUGGCAGCCAACAAUGUGUCGAUGCAAUCCUUGCAAGAAAAUGCAAAAGGAGUGACUGAUGCAAUAAGUCAUUUGAAGAAUGGCCUGGAUUUGUUCAACAAGACAAAUGAAUUUUUGAAGAACUCGGUACUUCAGCUCAUGACUGAAAAUGCCAAAAUAAAAAAGGUAAUGACCAGCCAAAAUUCCGUGAUGUUUUCUGCUGUACCAGCGGAUUCUUCUUCUUUCAUGGAUGAUGAUCUUGACCUUGGAGCAAAACAUCAUCCCUUGAUUUCUCAACUUAUCAAUAGCUACAUCAAGAAACCAAACUUUGUUAGCACAGACCCACUCAAACUUCUUGACCAUCGUAUUAUCACGUACCAGACAUACACAGAGGCUAUUCAUGAGGGUAUGAACCAAUAUGAUUGCGGAAAUAUUCUUUCUAUUGACGUGAUGUCUGAUGGCGAGUCGGAUGGAGAUAACAAAGUGCGGGCAUAUCGUCCCAGUUGGAGAACUGAUGAGCUCCAGACGUUUAUUAGUACUAUUGAUAAACUUACUGUUAUCCAUUUGAAGAAAAAUUCAGAAAGCUUGAAAAAGCGCAUCCCUUAUGAGAAAGAAGUGAGCAUUCCCAAGAAUUUAGCAGUCACUUUACCAGAUUGGUGCUUUUCAAAAUAA